CUGCCCCCCCCCGCCACACACACACACCUCCCCCCCUCCGCCGCGCUCGGGCCCGACGCAUGCGCGCGACUCUCCGCGGCCCAUGCUCCUUCCUGACUUUCGUUGUGCGUCCCCUCCCCGUGUGCCCCAACGGCGGGGCAGUUUUCACUUCCGCUUCCGGCUGCAGCUGCCUGGCUUGGUCUGAGUGGCCCAAGGAGCGAGGGUGAGGGCGUGAGCCUCUGUCGAGCCGUGUGUAUGGGGCUGGCUGCUUGAGGGGUGAAAGAGACCGGGGGCCCUUCUCCAUCUUCCCUCCUCCUCAUGUUUGCUGCCUUCCUCCAGAACCCAACAUGUCGGAUUUGAUCAUCAACCUGGACUUGGGCCUCCAGCAGGCUCCCAAGAGGGGAACCGACAGCAACCAGAAACACCAGCGCUUUGUGAAACGGCGCCGUUUCCUGGAGAGGAGGGGUUUUCUGAAGCAGAAGCAGCUGCCGCCACCCCAGCAUCACCCCCCCAAAGGCCAGGUCUCCCAUCAGGACUCUCGCUCCUGGGCAAGGACCAAGAAGAAGUGGCUCGCCGAGGAUCAGAACUCUUUCCAGACAGAUGGGCUUUCCCAUCAGCCAAAAACCUUCCCCAAGGCAAAUCACCAUUGUCGCUUUGAGCAGCCCAGCGCCACCACGGACUCUGGCUCCCCUCUGCCUUGUUUUCCAUCAGGAGCGAAGAAGGUGACGUGCAGAUCAGCAAAGGCCAGUGGGACCCCUGGGAACCACAGCGCCCAGCCCCUCGCUGGCGUGCAGAAAGCCAGCCUGCUGAGCGAGUAUGACAGCGGCCUGCCCCCAGUGCCCCGGCCGGGCAAGCCCAGCAAAGUGGUGGCCAUCGACUGCGAGAUGGUGGGCACGGGCCCUGGCGGCCGGAUCAGCGACCUGGCCAGGUGCAGCAUCGUGAGUUACCAUGGCGACGUGGUGUAUGACAAGUACGUCCGGCCCGUCGACCCCAUCACUGACUACCGCACCCGGUGGAGCGGCAUCAGAAAACAUCACAUGAAGAACGCCACCCCCUUCAAAACGGCCCAGAAAGAGAUCCUGAAGCUCCUAGCGGGGAAGAUCGUGGUCGGCCACGCCAUCCACAACGACUUCAAGGCGCUGAAGUAUUUCCACCCGAAAUCAGUGACCAGGGACACGUCAAAAAUCCCGCUGCUGAACCGCAAGGCCGGCUUCCCGGAGAACGAGUCGGCCUCGCUGAAACGCCUCACCAAACAGCUACUGCACAAAGACAUCCAGGUCGGCAAAAAUGGCCACUCCUCAGUGGAAGACGCCAAAGCCACCAUGGAGCUGUACCGGGUGAUCGAAGCUGAGUGGGAGAGGCAGCUGGCGCUGAACCCCGAGCAGGAGGGCCACGGGCCAGGCAGUGAGUUCGAAUCAGACCUUUAGGGGAGAAGAUCUCGGGGUCUGAAAGCGACGCUGGUAAAUAAACGUCUCCAAAGGUCCUU
Messenger RNA from Mauremys reevesii (Reeves's turtle), 1465 nucleotides. It is a transcript of the gene ISG20L2, whose product is annotated as interferon stimulated exonuclease gene 20 like 2. Gene Ontology annotation, cellular component: nucleus. Gene Ontology annotation, molecular function: nucleic acid binding; 3'-5'-RNA exonuclease activity. NCBI's taxonomy places the organism in Eukaryota, Metazoa, Chordata, Testudines, Geoemydidae. Bases 327 to 1406 code for a protein of 359 amino acids. The transcript has 5 exons. The record is from RefSeq and is a predicted model, not a curated record.